Molecule: messenger RNA, 5904 nt
Organism: Echinops telfairi (small Madagascar hedgehog)
Lineage: Eukaryota; Metazoa; Chordata; Mammalia; Afrosoricida; Tenrecidae
Gene: SEMA4G
Product: semaphorin 4G
Exons: 16
Coding region: 2058-4583 (841 amino acids)
Biological process (GO): negative chemotaxis; semaphorin-plexin signaling pathway; neural crest cell migration
Molecular function (GO): chemorepellent activity; semaphorin receptor binding
Source: RefSeq, a predicted model, not a curated record
ACUUGUGCUUACUUCCUAAUCUCUAAUGAACCAUUUCAUAUGGGUUCACCCUUUGCCUACCUUGCGUGUUGGGUGGUAAUCCACCCUUACCUUCAUGCCAACGGAUGUGUGCCUGGCCCACUACAUGAAUGGGCUCAGGGCAUGACCCUACACCUGUGUGUGUAUAUGUAGGACCCUCACAGGCUGCAACCUUGAGGACGUGUAACCUACUGAAUGGCACAUGAAUGCCACCCCACAUGUGACUGCAUGAACCCAUGUGGCCUGCAGAAACCUUCCUGAGGUGUGCACGGGCUCUCCUGUACGUACACAUAGGCACGCAGCCCUCCUUGUGAAUAUCACCCUCCUCUGAGCACAUGUGUGUGCCAGCCACCAUCCACUUGAGGGGUUCCCCUGACCUGGGGUGUUGUCCUCCUCCCUAGCCAAACAGUCCCUGCACCCACCUAGCACUGAACAAAUAGGAGGCCCCAAAGGUAAACAGGUGUGCCUCCACAGAAGGGGGUGGGGUGCGGGCAGCUUGCCUGGGGCCUCCUGCUGCCCCAGGUGCCAAACCAGGAGCUGGUGCCCUUUUGGUGGUCCAGCGGCCCCCUUCUCCUCCUCUCACACUCCAUUGUUCAUCUCACACCUCGUCCCUAGCUAUACUACAGCUCGGACUUUGACCUCUUGAAUAAACGCUCCAACUUCCUGUUUUCCCCUCUUGCCCACUCCUUGCUCAGCACCUGACCCCUCCCCUCUCCUCAAGGCCAGAUGGUUAAUAUUUGACAUGGAAGGGAGGGGAGAGGCCAUGGUAGGCUGUGGCUCCAUCUGUGGACCUUUCAUGAGAUGGGAUGGGUCAAGGUCUCCUCUAUACCUAUCCCAGCCCGGGAAGUCUUCAGUGGCCCCUCUGAUCAGGAGGCCUGUCACAGGGACCAAAAACAAACACAUAGACCCAGACCAGGAUCCCGACACGGCGGUACCUGACUGGGUAUGUAUGUGGGGGUAGAGCUAUGCUCUGUAGGACUUUCAAGGGCUGGUUUUGUUUUGUUUUCAGAAGUGGAUCGCCAGGCGUCCCAGUUACAGGGGUCAAAGAGGCUCAUUACAAGAGUUAGAAGACUUGCCGCCCAUCCCCACCCUACCCCUAAUUGGGUGGCUUGAGGGCAGGUUCAGGUGUGGGAUCAUCUCUAGCCGUGAGCUUAGGGACCCCCUCGUUCUCCUCCCCCAGGUGUACCCUCACACUAGAACUUCCUGUGCAGGCACUGUAACUGAGCGGCUAGCGGGGCUCAGGGGUCCAGGUGCCUGUGAGUGCCUGCUGGCAGGUAGGGACACGUGUGGCCUCCUUGCCAGAGGGUGCAGUGCAGACUCGCAAGGGCAGGACAGAGGUGUACACCCCCUCCAACAGGAAUGCUGGGGAGGAGAGAAGUGUCUAAUUAAAGAGAAAUUCCCGAGGGAGCUCUGGAGUCAGGAAGAAGAAAAAACAAAGGGAAAACAGGACAGAAGAAACAAAGGCCCAUUAAAGCUCAGCUCCGCCUUCCUGCCUAUGACACCCCCACAGGCAAGGGCCGACGGGUGCAGCCUGGCUGGGUCUCUGUUGUGAGGAGCCCGUGUCUCCCGGAGAAGCCGCCUGCAAGUGUCUGCCAGAGGAAGGCAGUGCAGAGUGCAGGGUCUUGUGAGAAGGACAAUCCUGCAUCACAGCAGAGAGAGAACCAACCUCAGAGAACCAGGAAUAGUCUCACUGCCAGGGAGAGGGUGACCCCGUUCAGGACCUACAAACCUGUCUGUAACCCUACAACUCCCUCCAUCAUGGAGUUUGAUGCAGAAAUGCUGUGUGUGACAUGUCCCUCCCUCUGACCUCUUCGCUGGGAGUCCAUGGCCACACAACCUUGUGACCCCAUGUCCCCCCGAUUCCAGGACCCCCCCUGGCCCCAUGACUCGGAAACCCCUGUGCCCUCAUGACCCCUGACCUUCCAAGUGACCUCCCUGGACCUUGACCCCUGAAACUGUUCCUCCCAUAAAAGCCCCCCCUGGUGGCUUUGGCCCUGGCUCCCCUUGGGAACCUUGUUGGUCUGGGCCGCCCCAGGAAGAUGUGGGGAAGGCUCUGGCCCCUCCUCCUGAGCUGCCUCAUAGCCACGGCUAUCCCUGGACCCUCACCACGGAGACCAUCCAGAGAACUAGAUGCUACCCCUCGGAUGACCAUCCCCUACGAAGAGCUCUCCGGGACCCGGCACUUCAAGGGCCAAGCCCAGAACUAUUCAACACUGCUGCUGGAGGAGGCCUCCGGGAGGCUGCUGGUGGGUGCCCGAGGUGCCCUGUUCUCUCUCAAUGCUCAGGACAUAGGAGAUGGGACUCACAAAGAGAUCCUCUGGGAGGCCUCCCCAGAGAUGCAAAGCAGAUGCCAUCAGAAAGGGAAGAACAACCAGACGGAAUGCUUCAACCACGUGCGGGUCCUACAGCGCCUCAACGCCACCCACCUGUACACGUGCGGGACGCACGCCUUCCAGCCGCUCUGCGCCGCCAUCGAUGCCCAGGCCUUCACCUUGCCGGCCACCUUCGAAGAGGGCAGAGAGAAGUGUCCUUAUGACCCCGCCCGUGGUUUCACUGGUCUCAUCAUCGAUGGGGGUCUCUACACGGCCACACGCUAUGAAUUCCGGAGCAUUCCUGACAUCCGCCGGAGCCGCCACCCCCACUCGCUGAAGACCGAAGAGGCCCCGAUGCACUGGCUGAAUGAUGCUGAGUUUGUGUUCUCCGUGCUGGUGCGGGAGAGCGAGGCCAGUGCGGUGGGGGACGAUGACAAGGUUUACUACUUCUUCACCGAGCGGGCCACCGAGGAGGGUUCUGGAAGCUUCACCCAGAGCCGCAGCAGCCACCGGGUAGCCCGGGUGGCCCGUGUCUGCAAGGGAGACAUGGGCGGUAAGAAGAUCCUGCAGAAGAAGUGGACGUCCUUUCUGAAGGCGCGACUGAUCUGCCACAUCCCGCAGUAUGAGACUCUGCGCGCUGUCUGCAGCUUGGAUGCCGCUGCCUCCACCCGCUCGCGUUUCUAUGCGGCCUUCACACUGACCACACAGUGGAAGACCCUGGAGGCCUCAGCCAUCUGUCGCUAUGACCUGACCGAGAUACAGACCGUCUUCACGGGCCCCUUCAUGGAGUACCAGGAUGGCACCCGGCGCUGGGGCCGCUACGACGGUGGCGUACCCGAGCCUCGGCCAGGCUCGUGCAUCACAAACUCGCUGCGCAGCCGAGGCUACAACUCGUCCCGGGACCUGCCUUCCCUGGUCCUGGACUUUGUGAAGCUUCACCCUCUGAUGGCCCGGCCUCUGGUGCCCGCACGAGGACGGCCCCUGCUGCUGAAGCACAGUGUGCGCUACACACACCUCACAGGGACACCCGUCACCACGCCUGGCGGACCCACCUAUGACCUGCUCUUUCUGGGCACAGCUGAUGGUUGGAUCCACAAGGCCGUGGUCCUGGGUUCUGGAAUGCACAUCAUCGAAGAGACACAGGUGCUGAGGGAGGCCCAGCCGGUGGAGAAUCUGGUCAUCUCUCCAACACAGCACAGCCUGUACGUGGGAGCCGCUAAUGGAGUCCUCCAGCUCCCAUUGUCCACCUGCUCCCGCUACCGCUCCUGCUACGACUGCAUCCUGGCCCGAGACCCCUACUGCGGUUGGGACCCCAGCACCCAUGGCUGUGUUGAAGCCACUACCAUAGCCAACAGGACGGCACUGAUCCAGGACAUAGAGAGAGGAAACCGAGGCUGUGAGGGCAGCAGGGACGCAGGGCCACCACCGCCACUGAGGACCCGCUCUGUGCUCCGGGGUGACGAUGUCCUGCUGCCCUGUGACCAGCCGUCCAACCUGGCCCGGGCCUUGUGGCUGCUCAAUGGGACCAGGGGCCUGAGUGACGGACAGGCUGGCUACCGUGUGGGCGUGGAUGGGCUGCUGGUGACAGACACGCAACCCGAGCACAGUGGCAACUAUAGCUGCUACGCUGAGGAGAACGGCCUCCGUACCCUGCUGGCCUCCUACAGCCUCAUGGUCCGGCCGGCCACCCCGGCCCCGGCCCCCCAGGCCCCGUCCACCCCUGAGGCCCAACUGGCCCCAGAUGUGAGACUGCUCUAUGUGCUAGCCAUUGCUGCGCUUGGUGGCCUCUGCCUCGUCCUGGCCUCCUCCCUCCUCUAUGUGGCCUGUCUGCGGGGAGGACAGCAGCGAGGGCGGCGCCGACGGAAAUACUCCUUGGGCCGGGCCGGCCGCCCCGGGGGUUCUGCCGUGCAGCUGCAGACAGUCUCCGGCCAGUGUCCUGGGGAGGAAGAUGAGGGUGAUGAUGGAGAGGGGGCUGGGGGCUUGGAGGGCAGCUGCCUCCAGAUCAUCCCUGGGGAGGGAGCCCCAGCCCCACCCCCCCCACCCCCGCCGCCCCCGCCGGCUGAGCUGACCAAUGGGCUGGUGGCCCUGCCCAGCCGGCUGCGCAGGAUGAACGGCAGCAGCUACGUGCUCCUGAGGCAGAGUGACAACGGUGUGCCGGCAGGCCCCUGCUCCUUUGCUGAGGAGCUCAGCCGGAUCCUGGAGAAGAGGAAGCACACGCAGCUGGUGGAGCAGCUGGAUGAGAGCUCCGUCUGAGCCUGUCCGGACAAAUGCUCGGCCCGCCAGGCUGUCAGCUCCAGGCCGGGCACGCCUCCCCAGUCCAUGUGGCCACCCAUCCUUCACACCCCCUGCGCCAGACCCUUCUCCCAAUUUUUUGGUGUUCCUGUAGGGCUGGCCAAUCAGGUCCAGCCAAAGCCCGCCCCCCACCCCCUCCUCACACCCGUGUGUCGGCAGCCCAGGCCCACCGGUGCUCCUCUGAGGCAGGGCUGUGCGGGUCCGGAUGGCCUCGUGUCACCAACUUCUGCAUGGCCCUGUGUGCUGGAUGGUCCUGAAGAUAGAUGAGCCCUGUCUACCCAAAUGUGCACAUGGAAGACCGUCUGUCUUACCUGCCGGCUGCAGCGCCCCCACCCUGCCUUCUCCUGUGUUCUUGGGUUCACCCUCUGGACUUUGGGUGCCCUCACAAUUGCCACAUCUCAUCCUUUCAUUCCCUCCUCCAGUCCCAGCUCCAUGUGGUGACCUCUGGCAAGAGCUUGGGCACAGGCCAGCCUGCCAAGGGCAGACAGCAUUGCCUCAUUCCCCUCUUCUCCCUUCCUGUGCACCCGUUUCAGCCUCCCCACCUCCCUUGGUCACUCUCAAGUGACGACAGCUCCAGGCAUGUCCUUUCCUCACAUACACGUGGGAACACAUUGUAUGUACCACAACGUGCUUACAUUAACACGCACGUGUACCUUUGGGGCCACCCCUUGCCACCACAGAAGUGUCUGUCUGGUUUGGUCCAGGGACAUAUCAGAAGGAGGUCCCCUCCUGUUUAACUGUCCUUGCAGACCCUUCCCUAGGGCGGGUGACCAACACUGCACUCAAUGAGCCAGCCUCCCUUUCGGAGCUCAAGCAUUUGCUACCCGAGACCAGUGCAGGGGGAGGGAGGAGCAAUCUGACGUCCCCUGGCACAUGAAGCCCUUUCUUGGAACUAUGCAAAGGGCAGAGGCUGGGAGUUUGGAUGCUUGGCUCCCGCCCCUGUCCUACCUCACCGGGGCACUUUCAGGGCCCAGGGGUUUCAGAGGUUUCCAAGCCCAUAUGGGACAAUCAAAUCCCGACUGAGCUCCCCCAGCCCCCCUUGGGUGAGGAUGACUGUUAUUUUUGUAGCUGAGAACGUGGGAUCCCACGGAUUUUUACUGCCCUUCCAUCUCUCCCACCUGCCCGACCCCCACCCCAAUGAAUGUCGUUAUUGUGAGAAUGGCUCUCCUUCUUUAGGAAUGCCCCACUCACCAUCCAGGGGGGUGAAACAGGCAUGUGACAGUGGGGAGCCUGGGCUCUACUCCUCCUCCGUUGUCAGUUAAUAAAGCCUCCCUGUCCCACA